AUGGCAUAUUCUCUCGAGAGACUCGCACGAGCUCAGCAACUCUUUGACCGUAGCACGGACAAAUUCUGCAUGCUUCCACAUCUCACUGGCCCAUAUCACUUACGACAACGUGCCUCCAAGCGUGCUGCUGCAAUUGCUUCGUGGCAUGACAAUGACGAGGAUGAAGACUACACACCUUCCAGCAUGCAAACACCCACCAAACGAAAGCUAUCUCUUUUCCAUGACGGUGAUCAAGACCCUCGAUCUAACAAAAGGGCCAGAAGUGCGUCUCCAAAUCCUGCGCUCCGUGCUAGACUGAGCCCAGACACGGGAAAAGAAGACUCCGCCCUCCCUUCGACACCCUCGCAACAUAGUGAGCCCGACAGCUGGGACAGAUACUGGGCCGUCAAUCCCGAGACAGAAUCACCAAAUUCACGAUACAGCCUUCGACGUCGCAACAAGGAAUCGCUGGCAGAAUCACCACAGAAGAAAGAAACAGCCAAGGUCGAGGGCUCGGAAUCAACGACAACUGCUGAUGUCCUGCCUGCUGAUAGCGAGCUUCCAGCAAGAGGAUGCGAAGCCUGCAAAGAACUAGGCAUUGAAUGCUCUCUUGCAUCUGACCCCGAUCCGUUUGCCUAUCCUUGCGCAACAUGCGAAAUCGAUGAUGUCUUUUGCGUUGUGAGCCCACCACCCAAACGGAAGCGAUCAUGCGAAAUUUGCAAAGGUCGAAAGCUUUGUUCAUAUCGGCAUGCUGAUUAUGAUCAUUCCCAGCCUUGUCUUGAAUGCCGGAAUCAUGGAUUCGAAUGUGUUGCUGGACCAGCUAGAUACCCACCCUUUCUACUCUCUUCCGCAACCGAACCAAGCGAGCCAAGCAUUUCUCCAAAGACUCAUUCUCUAGCAAAUUCCAACUCACCCGAUAGUAGAUCCCCAAAACCCGACGUUUCUGAGGCAUUUAAACCGAGUGAGAACAUCAGCUCCUCAGCUAGUCAGCCAAAGAUUCAGACGCCAGAGAUCAAUCCCACAGAGAAUGAUUGGGAGCUCUCCUCCCCUUUAUUCAGCCACGUACGGCCAUCUGUUGUUCAGGGACUGAGGCCACAUGAGGCGAUUGUUAUCACUGAUUCAGACGACGACACCCCGAAGACCUCGAAGAGGGAGCCCUCGUCGACUGGUAUUUCUGACACCGCUGAGUCACCCACUCACACCACUGUCUCCAAUACCAUUGCUUCGCAGUCCGUAAACACCCAUCGAAUCUGGACCGAACUUGCUCAUCCGGUGGUGUUUCUCGCAGAUGACAGUGGCGGAUCUCCACCCUGCCACUGGUGUAACAACUUUGCGUAUGGCAUCAAUGGCCUCGGUCCUCGCAACCCAGAGGUCUGGACAUUUGACGACGGCACAAUCGUCGAGCUUCAGGAUGGCCACACCGGCGAAGGAAAAGAUCAAAGUCGAAUGUGUGUCUCCUGUACAUGGGAUCGAUGCAAAAUCAUAAAAUGCUCACACAACAUUCUCGAUCUACUCCCCGGGCCUUUGUCCCCAAAUGAAGCAGUACGAACCGGUGCUGCAACACUUCUACAUCAAGCAACUGAAGCUCUGACUGACCCCGAGACUGGAAAGGCUGGCCCGUAUUUCCCGAGUCCCCUUUACGAAUGGUGCUGCCUGUGCCGAGAGCCCGCAUUCGGGUCUUGCCAGGCGCUUCAACCAAUUGAUGCUUACGCAGAGGUGGUGGAUUGUGAGGAAGAAUCCCGUGGGUGUGGACUGAUGCUCUGUGAGCACUGUCUUGACCUCACCAAGCGAUUCAAAGGUGACCUCAAUGCUGUCGUUGCAUGGGGUCGCAAUGACCAGGCUACCCCCGUAUUCUACCGAGCUGAUGUGGAAUACCUCCUCUCAGGAGCGCAGAACAACACCAUGUACAGGCUUUACAUGGAGGACCGUUGA
Molecule: messenger RNA, 1911 nt
Organism: Penicillium digitatum Pd1
Lineage: Eukaryota; Fungi; Ascomycota; Eurotiomycetes; Eurotiales; Aspergillaceae
Source: RefSeq, a predicted model, not a curated record